This is a messenger RNA of Eruca vesicaria subsp. sativa (arugula), 1728 nucleotides long. The record is from the annotation of a GenBank genome assembly. NCBI's taxonomy places the organism in Eukaryota, Viridiplantae, Streptophyta, Magnoliopsida, Brassicales, Brassicaceae.
AUGAGUUCCCGUAACUUCUACAAUAGAGCUUUCAGCUUCUUCAAGGAGUACCGUUCUGCUUCCAAGCUUCUUGUUCUCAGUACCUUCAGUGGUGGCGGUUUACUGGUGUAUUCAGACUCUGCACCAUGGAGGCGUACAUUAACCUCAGAUGGCCAACAAGUCAAGAAGAAGAAAGUAGUGGUUCUCGGGAGUGGAUGGAGCGGCUACAGCUUCCUGAGCCACCUCAACAACCCUAACUACGACGUUCAAGUUGUCUCUCCUCGCAACUUUUUCCUCUUCACACCUCUCUUGCCAAGUGUCACCAACGGCACUGUUGAAGCCCGUAGCAUUGUCGAACCCAUCCGUGGCCUUAUGCGCAAGAAAGGGUUUGAGUACACAGAGGCAGAGUGUGUCAAGAUCGAUGCAUCCAACAAGAAGAUCCAUUGCAAGUCCAAGGAUGGCUCGAGUCUUAAGGGGACAUCAGAGUUUGACAUGGAUUACGACAUCUUAGUCAUAGCUGUUGGAGCUAAGCCCAACACGUUCAACACUCCUGGAGUUGAGGAACAUGCCCAUUUCCUCAAGGAAGCUGAUGAUGCUCUCAAGAUUCGUCACUCAGUCAUCGACUGUUUUGAGAGGGCGUCUCUUCCUGAUCUAACUGAAGAAGAGAGGAAAAAGAUUCUUCACUUCGUUGUGGUUGGUGGAGGACCAACUGGUGUCGAGUUCUCAGCUGAGUUACAUGACUUCUUGGUUGAGGAUGUGGCUAAGAUAUACCCUAAAGUACAAGAGUUCACAAGAAUCACUCUUCUUGAAGCAGGAGACCACAUUCUCAACAUGUUUGAUAAGAGGAUCACUGCAUUUGCUGAGGAGAAGUUCCAGAGAGACGGUAUUGAUUUGAAGACAAAGUCAAUGGUUGUUGGAGUGACUGCUGAUGAGAUAUCUACAAAGGAAAGGGGAACUGGUAAAGUUGUGUCUGAACCUUAUGGUAUGGUUGUGUGGUCAACAGGAAUUGGUUCACGUCCUGUCAUCAAGGACUUUAUGACUCAGAUUGGUCAGGGGCAGAGACGUGUCUUGGCAACUGAUGAAUGGCUUAGAGUGGAGGGAUGUGAUAGUGUCUAUGCUUUAGGUGACACUGCAACCAUUAACCAACGCAAAGUCAUGGAAGAUAUAGCUGCAAUAUUCAGUAAAGCAGACAAGGGAGAGACAGGAACAUUGAACAAGAAAGAGUUCAACGGUGUGGUGAAAGAUAUCUGCCAGCGCUACCCUCAGGUUGAGCUUUACUUGAAGAAGAAGAAACUGAGAAACAUUGCAACCUUGCUCGAGAGUGCUAAUGGUGAUAACACAGAGGUCAACAUAGAAACGUUUAAGCAAGCACUCUCAGAAGUGGAUACUCAGAUGAAGAAUCUUCCAGCAACUGCACAGGUUGCAUCACAACAAGGGAAGUACCUAGCAAAGUGCUUCAACAAAAUGGAGAAAUGUGAGAAGAAACCAGAGGGCCCACUGAGGUUUAGAGGAGAGAGUCGACACAGGUUCCAGCCGUUUAGGUACAGACAUUUUGGAUCGUUUGCUCCACUUGGAGGGGAGCAGACAGCAGCUGAACUGCGGGGAGAUUGGGUCUCAAUUGGUCACAGCAGCCAGUGGCUGUGGUACUCUGUCUAUGCUAGCAAGCUGGUGAGCUGGCGCACAAGGUCGCUUGUGGUAUCUGACUGGGUUCGACGGUUUAUCUUUGGACGUGACUCUAGCAGCAUCUAA